AGUGUGUCUCUCAGUGAGGGCUGCCUUUUGCUGAUUCUUCAUCAGACUGGAAUUCCUGCUGGAAGGUCGACUGACACUCAGGAAAUGCAGCUCACCACUGAAACACACAAGAAAUCAGAGUUUUUCAAAGCUGUAAGGGGAGGUGACUCCGGGACUAUCCCAGGUGGAAUAUGCACUUCGCAGACACAAAUUAAUGUCUGUGAUCCACAAGGAAACUCAAGGGCAAAGUGGUACAGACCAGACAGUCGUUCUGCUGUCCAACCCUACAUACUACAUGAGCAACGAUAUCCCCUACACUUUCCACCAAGACAACAAUUUCCUGUACCUGUGUGGAUUCCAAGAGCCCGAUAGCAUUCUGGUCCUUCAAAGCCUCCCUGGCAAGCAGUUACCAGCACACAAGGCCAUGCUUUUUGUGCCUCGGCGAGAUCCCAGCCGAGAACUGUGGGAUGGCCCGCGAUCUGGCGCUGAUGGAGCAAUAGCUCUAACCGGAGUGGAUGAAGCCUACACACUGGAAGAAUUUCAACAUCUGGUACCCAAACUGAAAGCUGAAACAAACACACUGUGGUAUGACUGGAUGAGGCCUGCUCACGCACAGCUUCACUCUGACUACAUGCAACGUCUGACUGAGGUCAAAGCGAAGAGCAAGAACAAGGUUCGAGCUGUCCAGCAGUUGGUACAGCACCUCCGGCUCAUCAAAUCUCCUGCUGAAAUUGAGCGAAUGCAGAUUGCUGGGAAGCUGACGUCACAGGCUUUCAUAGAGACCAUGUUUGCCAGUAAAGCCCCUGUGGAGGAGAGUUUCCUUUAUGCUAAGUUUGAAUUUGAAUGCCGGGCCCGGGGAGCAGACAUCUUAGCCUACCCACCUGUGGUUGCUGGAGGUAAUCGGUCAAACACUUUGCACUACGUGAAGAAUAAUCAACUCAUCAAGGAUGGGGAAAUGGUGCUGCUAGAUGGAGGUUGUGAGUCUUCUUGCUAUGUGAGUGACAUCACCCGUACAUGGCCUGUCAAUGGCAGGUUCACAGCACCUCAGGCAGAACUCUAUGAAGCUGUUCUAGAGAUCCAGAGAGAUUGUCUGACCCUCUGCUCCCCGGGAACAAGCUUGGAAAACAUCUACAGCAUGAUGCUGAGCCUGAUAGGACAGAAGCUCAAAGAGCUGGGGAUCGGGAAGAACAUUAGGGAAAAUAAUGCCUUCAAGGCUGCUCGAAAGUACUGCCCUCAUCAUGUCGGCCAUUAUCUUGGGAUGGACGUCCAUGACACUCCGGACAUGCCCCGUUCCCUCCCUCUACAGCCUGGCAUGGUGAUCACAGUGGAGCCAGGCAUUUAUAUUCCCGAGGAUGACAGAGAUGCCCCAGAGAAGUUUCGUGGUCUUGGUGUACGAAUUGAGGAUGAUGUUGUGGUGACUCAGGACUCACCUCUCAUCCUUUCUGCAGAUUGUCCCAAAGAGAUAAAUGACAUCGAACAGAUAUGCAGCAGGGUCUCUUGACCCUCACUGCAGCCCAUGUGUAUCUCAGGUUCAAGAGAGGUGUCCGCUGGCCUCUGGGCACAUGUGCUUUCUGAGUGUCUGUGUGUGUACCUUGUAAUGCGUGUUCCAUUCAGGAGUGCAGCAGCUGUGUGAAGGGAUGUGAUUGUGUAUAUGGUCUUUGUCUUAAGUCGCUAGAAAUCUGGAAAAUUACUGUAACUUUAGUAACAUUAAUUCUGUAGAAUUAAUGACCCAGGCAAGUUUAAUUUUUAAACAUAAAGAAAGAUCUCUGGUUACAUAUGUCCAUGCAUUCCAGUUAACACAUUUAAAUGUAAAGAAAAUUCUCUCCUUCUGCUCAGGUCUUUUCCUUUCUGCGCUUUUGCUUUGAUCCACCUAAUAGCAUAAGAUGUUUCUGUGAUGCUGUUAUUUGGAGCAAAUCACCAAGGUCUGCCUACACUGAAAGCCACCCAUCAGCGAUUGUGUAUGGCCAAUACGUACCUUCCAUAACUCCUGCCUACCUGUUCUAGAGCCUUCUCCUGGGGCCACAUGAAGCCCUCAUGUGCUCUGGUGUCCUGCAAUCCCACCAUUCAGCCACAGUCCAGAUUCCGGCAACAUUAGCCAUCAAACAAAACGGUUUUGAGCCUUUCUUGCUAUUGGUUCCCUGGGGCCAGGAAAGUGUUUAGAUUCUUGAUAAGAAAGGAAAUGGAAGAGAAAGAAAACUAUAUAGGUGUCUGCUACAGAUCCAAACCGCCAUCCAUCUCUUCUCAAUCUAAAUAGGACUCCUUUCCCAGACGUCCGUACUUCCUUCAUAGAUUCUUAAUGCACUGACCCUCAUAGAAUACCCUUGAAGCUGCUGCCCUGGCCAAGGGCUAGUCCUCUACUUACCCGUAGAGUCAGAGGAAUGGCACCCAGUUUUCCCUGUUAUCAUUCUGUAAUUCCCUCUCAUGCUAACAAAAACAAAAUGUGGACUCCACCAAGUGCCUGUAAAUAUCCUCUGAUCCUUUUCUUUCUCUGACGUUAGCACUGGAAGGGCAGCGAUUAAAGAGUCUUAUUUCCCUCAACACAGUGUUGGAUGCAAUUAUACAAGAACUGAGUUUGCACAGUGAACAGGGUUAGAUUACUGAAGAUGGGUUUUUGGGGAGCUUCUGACUUUAAAAAGGAAAGCUUUAAGAACUAGAACUCCUCUUUUAAACCUGGGUAUGAGCCCAAGAAGUACAAAAUGUGCUGAUUAUCAGAGCAUAAAUUUGAGGGUUUUUAAGAAAAUAUUUGUAUUAACGAAGCACAAGCUAGGAGAUUAACACUCCCUGUAGUGUUAUAGGUUUGCUCAUUUUAUCGGGAAAACCCAAGGUACAGAGCCCAAAGCAGACAGGCAGUGACUUCCUCGGGAGACAAAGACAGUGUCAUAAACCAAAGGGACAGAAAUCCUGUCCUGACAGUCCUCACGCACCAAUGCUUGGCUUUGCUGACCUUAUCUCAGCAGCUGUGGGGAUGGAUGGCUGCACAGCUGGAGUCAUCAUCCCCGAGCCUGCCCUCCCUCCAGCUUCUCAGUCCAAUGCCACUGUCUAAAAGAGGGGACUGAAAAUAAAUUCACAACUUGGGCUUCUCACCCCUUGGGCCUCUGUGGCCCCAGCAACCCUUGGAUUGGGUUUCCUUUGUUCAUUUACAAUCCUACAAUAAAUAAUUUCCUUUAUGUCCUAUGAAACAAUUUCUGUGGUCUUAACUUUUUAGCUAUUCGCCUAGGUUCCUUUUAGGUAAAGCAGCGUACUUGGACAUGAAACAGACUCCUUCCAUUUAGAUUCCAAUCAAGUUCCGCAGAUGUCACGAAUAGUAUUAUAAUUAGAAUGGCUGUUGUGGAAUUCUUCUCGUGAUUUUUUAGUCCCUGACCCAGGUAUAUUGUCCUUUGAGUCCCACAUCAACCACAGCAGCUAAACAUUUGAAUCAGACUAUCAAAACCAUCAAGAGAUGACAUUGUGGUCAUCUCAGAGCAAUGUUUUAGGGGCUGUCUGAUGUACCCAGAAUUUGUGAGCAGGUAAUUGUGUGUAGUGCAGGAAUCGUAUCCAUUCCUCACCAUGCCACAGACAUGCCGCACAUUUCCCUCCAUGUCAAAAUGUAACGAAGACUUCGUAUAUAUAGCAGCCUCUCCUAGAAUGACAGCCUGGAUUUUAAAAACUCCUCCAAAUGCUCCACUGGAAUUUGUCUCCCUGAGCUGAACCGAUGAGGUUGAAUCAUUAACGAUACCACCUAAAUGAAGGCAGUAGAUCUAGAUAGGCUCCGCCACAUACUUUUAUGUGUUUAUUUCAGGAAUUGCUCUUUUUCCCCCUUAAGGAAACGGACUGUGUUUUUUACUUGAAACACAGCAAUGGAAACACUGAAGUAAAAACUCUCCUUCUCCCAAGUUAUAAUAUCCAAGUUAGGAAGGUACCCCUGCUGGUGACUUCAAGUUCUUUUGGUGCGUCUUCUUUCAAAACAUUAUUUUCUUAUUAAUUUUUAUAAGGUCAGAAAGGGAAAACUAUUAUAGACGUUAUAUCUUAAAUUGAAAUUAAGUUAAAUCCCCCAGAUAAAGACAUUGAAAUAAGUUAAACCCUCAGGUAAAGAAAGACAUUGUAACUCAUAGAAAAGUUGGGCCUUGUGUAUUUUUCAAAACGUACAUAACCAAUACCCUCUUCAGCUUUCUUAAUAAAAGAAAGAUUGCAAAUAUGAUACAUGAGAGCUGCCUCUGCUUCUCCUGUGCCCAUGUCACAAGUAUAGUGACAUCAGUCCAGCUAUCAAGGCCUUUGUAACACAGUGUUUCCUACAACUGCUACCAGUAAAAAAGUUAGAAUAGGAAAUAGACCAUAUCUGCCAUACUUCAAAUGGCAUUUAAAGAUGAGAAUGUAACUUAUUGUGCGUGUAUGUUAGAAAUUAAGUAAGGGUCCAGGAUGGUGGCAGCAUAAAGGACCCUGCUUGGAAGAGGUUUUUAUGGUUUGGUUAAUUUUUUAAAUUUAAGCUGUUAGGGUUAAGUUUUAAGUCUGGGCUAAUAUACUUCAAGCUGAAGUUUAUAAUAUUCCUCGUAUAAUGAGAAGAUGAAUAUAUCAUGAAAGCCUAAUGUUAGAGCAGAAUUCCAUUGUCACAAAUUCUGUGGGUCCUGUCUGCUCCUUACCUCUGCCUCUGUGUCACUGAGGAACGUGGGGUAAACAUCAGUAUUGUUCGGAUAAGAGGUCCCCAUGAAAUCAAGGCUCUUGGGGUGUGCUUCAUGAGGAUCUGAAAGAACUACGGUCUUUGUUAGCAUUUCUUAAUGCUUUGUAUGACUUUUGUGCAAUUAUAUAAAUUCAAUUUGGACAAAACGCUGUUACUUUUAAGGCUCUGUCCACUGAAAAUAGGUACGUCGUUCCCCAACAGGGGAAAAGCAUUUGUUACUGUCAUUUUAAAAAUAAACUA
This is a messenger RNA of Rhinolophus ferrumequinum (greater horseshoe bat), 4873 nucleotides long. RefSeq names its product X-prolyl aminopeptidase 3 (gene XPNPEP3). Gene Ontology annotation, cellular component: mitochondrion. The record is from RefSeq and is a predicted model, not a curated record. Gene Ontology annotation, molecular function: manganese ion binding; metalloaminopeptidase activity. The transcript is spliced from 9 exons. Lineage: Eukaryota; Metazoa; Chordata; Mammalia; Chiroptera; Rhinolophidae. Bases 194 to 1480 code for a protein of 428 amino acids.